Pelecanus crispus (Dalmatian pelican) is the source of this 326-nucleotide messenger RNA. Lineage: Eukaryota; Metazoa; Chordata; Aves; Pelecaniformes; Pelecanidae. The record is from RefSeq and is a predicted model, not a curated record.
GACUGCUGAUAGAUGAUGAAGAGUGGCUCGGCGAGCGCCUCCGCCAGCUCCGUCAGUACUCUCAGGUGGAUCCUAUCUGUCCCCAUAGACUUCAGGCUAAUAUUAACAUCCCAAUGGGAGCAUUUCGACCUGGUGCAGGCCACCCUCAUAAAAGAAAAGAACUUACACCUGAAGAAGUGGAGGAGAGUGUUCCUGCUUUGACAGAGGAGGAGAAAGACAAGAAGCAUCUCCCAGGAGCUAAGAAACUUCCAGGUCCUGCUGUCAACUUGUCAGAGAUUCAGAACAUAAAGAGCGAGCUGAAAUUUGUCCCCAAAGCUGAACAGUAG